Messenger RNA from Poeciliopsis prolifica (blackstripe livebearer), 5180 nucleotides. RefSeq names its product ATPase Na+/K+ transporting subunit beta 2b (gene atp1b2b). The coding region runs from base 364 to 1248 and encodes 294 amino acids. Gene Ontology annotation, molecular function: ATPase activator activity. Gene Ontology annotation, cellular component: sodium:potassium-exchanging ATPase complex. The record is from RefSeq and is a predicted model, not a curated record. Lineage: Eukaryota; Metazoa; Chordata; Actinopteri; Cyprinodontiformes; Poeciliidae. Gene Ontology annotation, biological process: intracellular potassium ion homeostasis; sodium ion export across plasma membrane; intracellular sodium ion homeostasis. The transcript is spliced from 8 exons.
GCGGAGGGAGUGCUUUACCGCAGUAUCACUACAUUUCUGCACCACUCAUCAAAACUCUGCGGCAUGCAGACUAGAGCUUGGGGGGAGGGCACUUAUUAUUAGGUCUGUCCUGCUGCUCUCUCAUCAGACAGGCCACUGUACAGUUUUUCACUUUCAUUUCUAACCAUCUGUUUUGCACUGGGCGUUCGGGUCCAUCACUUCUCUGCUUUUGUUUUUUGUUGUUUUUUUGUUUUUUUACAUAUAUAGAUAUAUAUUCUUUCUUUUUCUAACCGGUGUCGGGGCAAUUGUUGCAACCUUGCCUGCAGAACAAUUUUUAUCGCAACUUCUAGAGGCGAGGAAAACAACAAACACAUUUAGGACAAGAUGGCAAAGGACGGAGAAAAAGGCGAAUGGAAAGAGUUUCUGUGGAACCCGAGGACCAGGGAGUUUCUGGGCAGAACGGCGAGCAGCUGGGGCCUCAUCAUUCUGUUCUACAUCAUUUUCUACCUCUUCCUGGGGGGCCUGUUUACUCUGACCAUGUACAUCAUGCUGCAGACCCUGGAUGACCACAAACCCACUUGGCAGGACCGCCUUUCCACACCAGGUUUAGUGAUCAGACCCCAUCAGGACGAAACCUUCGAGAUAGUUUACACCAUCCAGAACACCGAGAGCUGGGAUAUGUACGCUCAGGCCCUGGACAAGUUCCUGUCACCUUACAACGACUCCAUCCAGGCCCAGAAGAACCACGAGUGCACUCCGGAGCAGUACUUCCUGCAGGAGGACAGCGGCGAUGUGAAGAACAACCCCAAGCGCUCCUGUCAGUUCAACCGAACCGUUCUGGAAGAGUGCUCUGGACUCCACGACCGUUACUAUGGAUACCAGGAGGGCAAGCCGUGCAUCAUCAUCAAGCUGAAUCGGGUGAUUGGAAUGAUGCCAGGAAAGGACGGACAGGCUCCGUCUGUCACCUGUGGCGCAAAGAAAUACAGAGUUGGCAAAGAUGAAUGGAGAGACGACUCUGACAAAAUCGGAGAUAUGAUUUACUUCCCUUCAAAUGGCACUUUUGAUCUAAUGUACUACCCUUACUAUGGCAAGAAAGCUCAGGUGAACUACUCUCAGCCUUUGGUCGCUGUCAAGUUCCUUAACAUCACCGUCAAUCAAGACGUCAACAUCGAGUGCAAGAUCCACGCCAACAACAUUCCCACUGGAAAUGAAAGAGACAAGUUUGCUGGUAGAGUGUCUUUCAAGCUGAGGAUCAACUCCCAAAACUAGGCUGACCCCAAAUGAAAACUUUUCUCCCCUUUCUCCUUCCCCUCUCCCCCCAUCUUCUGCACCGCUGCACAUACACAGAAAAAUAAACCCGCAGUAUUCACAUCCUUCAUGUGAUUCGAUUGCACCCUGCUCCAGUUUUCUUCUUUUUUUUUUAGGGGGAAAGGGGGAUUGUAUGACAGGGUAAAUUGAGCACGAGAGGGUGGUGAUGCUGUCCUUGUUUCUGUCGGUGAGCGUUCAGACAAAUGAUUUUCUGUAAAUUAGUUUGCGGUGACCUCUAUUUAUACUGCAUGACAAACUAGGAGAUAUAAAACAGGAUGUGUUUUCGAAAUCUGCAAGCAACCUCACCACGUUUACAGUGUUGCUGCUCACCUCCCGCUGCCUCCUUCGAGAGUAUUCCUACUAUAUAUCUGAAUAUACACAGACUACAAUACAAACGGUGUAUAUCUACAGUAUUUAUACGGCAUCAUAACCUUAUAUCGGUCUGUCUGUUCUGUUGCACUUAAAAGAGUACUCCAACAAACCUGCAUUUUUCUGAAUAGAUGGAUGCAGAGAUGAAGCCAUUUGCAUGUGUGUGCUGUUUAUGUGUGCUUUGAAGGCACAUUGUUUCCCACCGCUCCAUUCUAGUCAACUAAGGACAGGUUAAGUAACUGACCACCAGGAGGGACCACAAUACAAGCUUUGACCCUCAUGCACUCCAAGUGUGUGUGUGUUUUUGGAAGCAUAUCUCCCCCCAAAAAUGCUUGAAUGGAUGUUUUUUGUUGUUGUGUGUGAGCGUCUGCAUUUCAUUUACAGAUCCCAUUUCUAAUUGUAGGUCGGGAAGUUGCAUGCAAUGUGCAAUAUUCAUUAAGUGGCAUACAUUAUGAAUGCUCGCAUCCAUUCAUCAGAUGGCUCCUGUUACAGAUCAUUCACACUGGAUAUUUAAACUUUGAACUCAGAGCAGCUGCUAACAAAACAAACAGGAACAAUAUCUGGUGUGGUUUUAACACUGAGUUGAUUAUGAAAAGACAAAUCUGUGCAAAACUUUUUUAAGGCUUGUCCAAUAGAUAAUCAGAAUUAGCUUAUUAAAGGUUGUUUUUUUCCUAGCCAACUUCCUAAGAUAAAUUUAACUCAUUUCCAGCAUAUAUUCAGUUUUUAGUGUUGUUUCAUUUCUUCUCACUGUACAGUUUCAUUUAAAGAUAAAUCCAAAGCUAUAUGUCUGGUGUAAUUUAUUUAUUCAAACCUAAAUAUUUAGUUUUCUGUCUCUUUUUGUUGUUGAGUGAUUUGCAUCUAUUUCCUUAAUACCAGGAAUAGAUGUCAAUGUCAAUUUUUUUUAUUGUUUUGCACUGGAAGUGUGCUUUUUAUUCCUUCUUUUGUGAAGCUGAGUUGAUUUAAUAAAAGCACUUGCAUUUUUUUUGGAGGCGGGUGUAGACAGCUUUUUUUUUGGGAUUUUUUGUUGUUGUUGUUGUUCCCUGCUAUCUUUUCCACACUCAUCAUCACUAUUCAGGAUAUUGAUCUUGAACAUUCCCAUGACUUGCUUACAUCCUCACGAGCUCAUGGGAGAAAAUACUCAAUAAGCUUUUAGAUGUACAGUGACCACAUGUAGAUUUAUUAGUUUGUUUUGUUGUUUCAUUCUGUGCUGUACAAGAGAAAAAUCCUCAUGAUGAAUAUCUAAGUAUCAACUCCAUUAAAAGUCAUUUAUCAUGCCUGAGUUUUGGUGCGCAUCCACUCCGCUGUGCCGUCCCACAAACCUGCCUGAAAGAUUAAAUAUUAUUCUGACAAAUCUAUAAAAACUCAACUGUAAUAUUGUCCAGCAUGUACAGCGCCCUAAACAAUUGCCUACCUUAGAAAGGAGAUGUUGCUACAGACACUUGGUGACCAUAUGAUUCCUCCUGGUCUGUUACAGCUACAUCCUGACUUUUUCAGAUCAACACACCAUCUGCUGCUUUUGAACGGUAGUGGCUUUGAGAAAUGUAUCUCUAGAAGUUAUGGGUUGCAAAAAACUUUUUUUUUUUUGUAGCAUAAAUAACUUAAAUCACUUCUUCUGAAGUAAUAAGGAAUUUCAUUUGAUAAACUUUCCUGAUAUGUAUGGAAAAACAAAAAUUGAAUAGGAAAACAUAGUUAGACUUCUGGAUUUUAUAUCACGUCUAAAAGAUACAAAUCUCAAUUCCUGACACAUGAAGGUCAAAACCAAUCACAGAAUGUUAUACUGUGGGUAAAAAAGGCCUUACAUGUAUUUAGGUGACCAAGGAAAAAAAGAAACGUGGACUACAAAUUAAAAGUUCCUGGUGAUCUGAUCCACUUACGUAAACAAGCUUCACAGGAACUAUUAGUAUUACCGCUAAUUGUGGCGCCAUCAUAAUGUAAUCAAAUUCAAAGUUGGCUUUUUUGUUUCUGUUUUACAUUUCUUAAUGCCAUAAUAUGAAACUAUUUAUUUAUUUAUUUUAGGGGUUUUUGCUAAUUUUUACUAGUGGCACCAAAAUAGGGUGGAUGCUCUUAACAGAAACCCAAGUAAGUAUGACCUGACUCUGCUUGUCUAUAUUAUUGUUCUCACAGAGGUCCAAACAGAACCUUUUAUCUGAGCCUAGAGGGAUACGUACAUUGAACCAUUAAUAAUCUAAUUUUUUAUCUAAGAUCCUAAUUCAACAAGAUGUGCUUUGUCGUGCUCUUCUCUUUUAGCUUUUUGGGACCUCACUGCGGGAUUCAGAUGCACUCUUCUUCUGGCCUGCUUUCAGCUCUUACUUAAUUUCAUUGUAAUCUCUUAAUCUGGUCAACUAAUCCAAAGCAGGCACGCUGAACUUCUUUACCCUACUUUGUCGUUCAUGCACCGAGCAUCAAAUGCCCAGUUCAUGGCUUUAGAGCUGCGCUCUUAUUCUAGCUUUUUCAUACUUUCAAACCCACAUCCAGUCAAUACUGCAAUCCCUCUGGUCAAAUGUUUGGUUUCAUCUGUCAAUUUCACUCUUUUUUUCUUGUCAUUCAUACUUGAAUAUUACUCCUUCUGCCAAAGAUAUUAAUCACAAUUUACACUCCAUCUGUUUUUGCAGUUCGGAUAGAUGCACGCUUGCUGGUCUGAGCAAAAAUCUCACCCACAGAAUCAUAAAGGCCUCUCGUCAUACAAUAAUAGAUACGCACACAAGUGGAAAACGUUUCCCUGCAGCAAAACAGUGCCUCCUGGUGGACAGACAUCUUUGUCCUCCAGUUACACAGAAUGUUCUUUCCUGCUAUCUCAAUUUAUCCCUUUAUUUUUUCCUGUGCUAAUUUGGAGAUGUUAUCAAAGAGCAAUAUAUAUUUAUCUCCUGUGCAAAUGUGUGAUUGUUUAGAGGAACGGUAACAUUCGGUACGUUCAAGAGCAAGAGGGAAAGAAGGAACACGUUUGUGCGCAGCCAAUAUAUGAAAACGUGAAUAAUAAAAUGCUUCGUGAAUGAAAGAGUAUUUUUGCUGUAACGAGAUGAGAAUGUAAGGUUUGAACUGUAUUGUGUAACAAAAGCUACAUGAAGAGGUUUCAUCAUUUAGUUAAACAAAAAGGCCAACAUGCCAGAAAUUUGUUUAGACUUGCAUUUUGGUUUAAUGUUUUUAACAUCUGUUUGAGUCUGUCUUUUUCUGUUUAAUUAAUAUUUUUGAAAAAUAGCUUUUAAAGCUUGCAAUCAAAGUUCUGACAGGACUUUAACCCUCAAAGCACUUUCAGAAACUGCAAAGCUGCACAGUGUGAAGUGUGAGAGAGAAAUUCAUGAUUCAAGCAGUAAGUAAAUAUGAGAGAUAUCAUCACCCACACCUACCUUCUUAAAGUUGCACUGUUGCUAUGAUUGUGGUUUAAAGAAUUGUCCUAAAAUAUACAUUUAUGAAAAAAUAAAAAAUAAAUGAUCCUGGAUCCAUAUUUUUGGCUCUUACCUUAUGUCUAUUUUUGGUCAUGUUUAAGUCAAGACAAAAAAUAAAUAAAGAAACGUCAUUUAAGGGAA